CAGCAUGUCCCUUGAGCUCUAGGUGAGUUUUGCCCUUUUCCUGUGACCUUCCCUAGCCCGCGCUGAUGGGGAGAGCAGGGCAGCUCUCCGGAAGAGGCUGUCUGUGGGGGGCGGACAGGCAGGGGACAGGAGAGAGGGGUGUGAUUUUUAUUGCCCCGGUAUUUUGGUGCUCCCAGGAGCAAUGACAUCACCCAGCCUCCUCGAUGCGAAGAGACAAAGGCGAGAGGCAGCUGCAGAAGGAGGCGGCUGCUGCAGCGAGCACCACGGCGACCCAGCACCGCUGCUCCAUCCCCUCCUGGCCCGCUGCUCAGCUGAGCGGCCCUUGCCCAUGCGGACUGCCCCGGCGAGCGGCGGGGGGAAAGGGAGCCGCAGGCAACGCGCAGCAUGCACUGGGGUGUUGGCUUUGCCUCCUCCAGGUCCUGUGUGGUUGCGCUGAGCCGGAAUCAGAGCCUCACCCUCGGCUGGUGUGCGGGACCCGAAGAGCACUUCUCCUUUUAUGGGGACAUCAUCGCUUUCCCUUUGCAGGAUUACGGUGGGAUCAUGGCAGGGCUGGGUUCGGAUUCGUGGUGGAAGAAAACCCUGUAUUUGACCGGGGGAGCCCUGCUCGCUGCCGCGGCGUAUCUGCUCCAUGAACUCCUGGCAAUUAGGAAAGAGCAAGAGGUUGAUUCCAAAGAUGCUAUUAUACUGCAUCAAUUUUCAAGGCCUAACAAUGGUGUUCCCAGUUUAUCUCCUUUUUGUUUGAAAAUGGAAACUUAUUUAAGGAUGGCUGAUUUACCCUACCAGAACUAUUUUGAUGGAAAACUUUCCCCUCAAGGGAAAAUGCCCUGGAUUGAAUACAAUCGCAAAAAAGUAUCUGGCACUGAGUUCAUUAUUGACUUUUUGGAAGAGAAACUCGGAGUGAAUUUAAAUAAAAACCUUGGUCCACAUGAAAGAGCUGUUUCCAGAGCAGUGACAAAAAUGGUGGAGGAGCACUUCUAUUGGACAUUAGCUUAUUGCCAGUGGGUGGACAAUCUCCACGAGACCCAGAAGAUGCUUUCGUGCAGUGGCCCCUUUAGUGACCUGCUGAAGUGGAUUCUGUGCCACCUAACAAAAGGAAUUGUGAAACGAGAAAUGUAUGGCCAUGGCAUCGGCCGCUUCUCGGAGGAAGAGAUAUACAAGCUGAUGGAGAAAGACAUGCGGUCACUAGCAGGCCUCUUGGGUGACAAGAAGUACAUCAUGGGACCAAAGCUUUCCACUCUCGAUGCCACUGUCUUUGGGCACCUGGCUCAAGCAAUGUGGACAUUACCAGGGACUAGACCUGAGAGACUAAUCAAAGGUGAACUGAUUAACCUUGCUAUGUACUGUGAAAGAAUAAGGAGGAAAUUCUGGCCAGAGUGGCACCAGGACGACGAUAACACCUUUUACGAAUCUGAGGAAAGCAGUGAAGCUAGCAAGACUCACACCCCUUUGCAGGACUUCAGCUUUUAUUCAAGGACAGAAACAUUUGAUGAGGAGGGGACAGAGAACAGUAUUUCCCAAACCCCUGACACAGAUUAUACUGGACACUCGCUCUUUGAUUCUGAUGUGGACAUGGAUGACUAUACAGAUCACGCACAAUGCAAGUAAUGUAUCCAAGCACCUCUCCAUUUGUAUCAGAAAUGCCACUUCUUGGGACCAGUCCAACUUUCCCAUGUUCAUGCCAGUGUGGAAGAGAUCAUUGUGCUUGACACAUUUCACAUGCUACCUGGACUAUUUCAGCCUUAUUUCAUUUUGUAAAUCCAUUCAGAUGGAGCCUAGGUUAAACAAUUAGAACAGGGCAAACAAGAGAUCCAGAGGGUAGGAGGAUCUUAGGCCUACAUAUUGCUCCCACUGAAAACAGAUUCCAAAAUCAUGCGAGCAAACCUACCACAGGUGGAGCAGAGAGGUCACGAGAGCUGCUGUGUGUUGAGUUUCUCAUCUUCACAGCAAGGGGUUGACAGAAAGGGAAAAGUGUUUAUUGGAAUUCCCCUCUCCCUUCUUGGUAAGCAGUGAUUUCACUGUAUUAAUGCAACAGGAUGCCAGGGCAACUUUACUCAACAGCUUCUUGCACUCUGGGUGUGUACGUUAUACGUGAGUGUGUAUAGGAGAGGAGUAGGGGUUUGGUCUCCAGUGCACAGACUGUCAAUCAAUAAAGGCAAGAAGAAAAUGUGCUCAUGAAAAAAGCAACAUUUUAUAAUUCCUAUUCUGUACAAUAGCUUGAAAUCUUUCAGUUUUAUAACUUUUUUAGUUGAAAGGGAGACUUCAGAGUAUUUUAAAUUAUUACCUAAUAAUCCCUCAGAAGAUUGUUUAGGAGUCUUGGCUAAACCCCAUCUCAGGUAUAUAUAUACUUUGCCCAUCCAAAUUCCCCUUGCAGUUUCGAUUAUGUCAAGUGUUCUUUCCAGUUCCUGCUGAAAACAGUUGUGUGUUGUAUUGUUAGAUACUGUUAAGUUAAACACCUAGAGUGCACCACCCCGGAGUCAACUGCAUUGCAGUGCUGGACACUUCAGUCUCUCUAGUUUUUGUGUAUCAGUUGGCAAAGUUUGCGAAGCACUUUGGAGUGCUGCCGGGUAUAAGAUGCUAUGUAAAUUCAAAAUACCAGAUCCUCAGAAGUGCCAGAGCAGAACUCAACAUGCCUUAGGGGGAAGGCUAGGUAGGUCAUCUAUAUUGGGUCUAGGGCCCCUGACACACUCCCUAUAACCAGGUGGGUGGUAGUGUGUAGAAGGGAACUUGCUGGCUAUGCCAGUUCUGUAGCCUGUGUGGAUUUCCCCAUGCCAGACUGGAUGCUGACACUGAUUGACUGAUUUCAGGCAGAGAAAAAGCAUAUGAGGAAUUAAAGUAUGUCAAGGUGUUUGUAAAUAUAUUUAAGAAAAAUCAGAUUCUGGAUCCACAAACCUUGAUGGUGUCCCUUAAAAUGUUUUAAGCAUGGCUUUCGUGGUUUAGGAAAAAAGUUGUUACGUGAACAGGACCACUUUGCAACAUUAUUAAUCAUGCAGCUGAUAAAUAACUUGUUCCUGUAUCUUGUAUUCUGGGAAGCUAAGGGUAAAAGGGGCAGUUGAGGACUCUUCUCAUGAUUGUUACUGCUUCUCCUAAUACUGAGAAUUCAAAAUAAAUGGAGGAGUUUCCCAAAGCUUUAAAAGAAAUUCAUCUUUUGGGGAUCUUUUCACUAAUUGUGAAGACCCCCUUCUAGCUCGGAGUCCUUUGAUUGUUCCGGGGAAUCACAGAGCUGGCUGUGGAUCUGGAAUGGGAGAGUCACAGUUCACACGUGGAGAUCCACAACCAGCCUGGUGGCUGCUCCUUGUGUUUAGGUGGGAACAGCUAUUAUGAAGACAGCCGAUGGCUUGUGUAGUGUGGGAUGCAUAGUUUUGUGUUUGUUUCUUAAAAUAGGCCAGACAUUCCUUUGAAGUCAUGCGUCUAUUAAACAUUUCCAAUCUCAUGGAUGAGUACUAUUCAUGAAGUGAAUCUGAGCUAUAGUUGACUUGCAGAUGAUGGAGAGGAAGGUGCAAUCCAAGCAUUUAGGAACCUUGUCAGCAAACUAAGCACAAAACACAGGACACAAAGGGUAAAGCCUUGGGACUAAAAGGACAGACACGCUUGGUCAGAAAUGCCUUUGAAACCCCACAGAUCAUUCAACCUAGGUGUUACACCUGAAGAAAUUCAGAUGUUGAAAUCUGACCAAAAGAAUCACAUUUGGCAGGGGAAUUUUGUUCUUUAAAAACGUCUGAUAUGACCCUGGUUUAUAUCUGUUUUGUUUGUUUUGUUUAUAUAUUGAUUUAACUUUCAAAGUUCUUUAUUUGAAGUCAGUGGUUUUUUCAACUUUUUGAUGUUACGAGCUUGAGUUUCAGGUCUGGAGUCCACUGCUGAAAUGGAUGAGUCACAGCAAUAAGCUACUGUAGCUAAAAGAUUAACCUGAGUUAUAAGGCAUUUGCAUCUUCCCCAGUUGCAGAGGCUGACAAAUCUGCCUGUGACUGUGGUCCAUCAUAAAGGGAAAGGACCCAAUCUGAUCAGAAUUCUAAAGGUUAACUUUCCCCCUCUAAAUUCAUGGGGUUUGAUUCUGAUCCCACAUUGCUGUAAACAGCAGUAACCAAUGAGAUGAGUGAAGUUAGACUGAUGUAAAAGCAGUGAGAGAGCAGCAUUCUGUCCAUCAUGUUCUUAGGUAUCCAGAUUCUUUCUAAUUCCAGACCUCAAGCCUAUCUGAACAGAAUCUCCCUUAUAACUGUAUGAUAUAUUCUCUACCUUGAUACAGUACUAGACUCAUUUUCACUCAGAAUGGCAAAUAAAAACCUAGUUAGAGGAUAUGAUUAUUGGUGUCUUCCCAUCUCUGGGGAGAGUGAAAAAUAAAAGCACUCUGGAGCCUUUCGCUACAAAUGACUAGAAUGCUAACAAGGUUCCCUGCCCCCACUGUUGUGCAUUCUCAUGCAUUUUGAUGCUUCCAUACAUACACCUUGGAGAGAGGUGGCUGGAGCAAAAUCAUUAAAAAUCUGUGUCAUGUCUUGUGACAAACACUUGCUGGAGGUGGCUUUUAGAUAUUAGAAACCCCACACAACAGCAGGAAUGGGAGAGGGAAGGGGAUUGAACUUAGAUGGCCUAUUCUGGGUAUCUCCAGUACUUAGAAUUCUGUAUUACAGAGGCAGGCAAACAGCGUGGGGAGAAAACUCGUAUUCAUGUGAGUAAAACUUACUUAUGCAAAUUUUCCCAUUGAAGUCACAGACACAGUGCCCCCAGUUAGAACAGUGUAAACCUGGAACACCUCCCUGGAUUGAAACUGGUCUAAUAAUAUCGGGCAAUAUUUGGACCAAUGGUCUGCUGUAUCAACAGGUUCAUGUGAAAUCAAUAGGACCACUUGAAUAAAAAUUGCUACUCUUAGAAUUGCAGAUUUAGUCCCUAAAGAAGGAGGAAGUGUACUUUAGAUAGAAGUAUCUCCCACUGAAAUUUAGGUUGGAAAAAUAAGUUGUGCAACAGUCACUUUAUGAGCUAAGAUUUUUAUUUUUAUUUUUAUUCUGAAUAUCCACAAAUUUUCCAGUGAAGGCUUAACUUGAAACUAACAAGCGCAGUAACACAUUUUGUCUUAGGAAAGUAACAUUUUAAAAAAAUUUGUAAGGAUCCAAAGAGACGACAAAUGCAGCAGCCCUUGCCAGUAUCAGCUGCAAUUUUCUAGCUGCACUGAUCUGUCUAUGUAUUGAUCAGUUGUGUGAAUGUAUUUACAACACAUGCCAUGCCUUUUGUUUCUUAGGAGCAACUCAGGUUUUUUAAAGGAGGAGGUUAGUAACAUUUUCCUCAUCAUGGGUACCCUGGAAAAGUGUGCAUUUUUGUUUUGAUUUAAAAUUUAGAAGAAAUUUCAGAAACAAGGUAUGUAUGUUGUAUUUUCAAGGCAUAACAGGAAAUUUUUACCCUAAUUUAACCUGUCCAGAAACAAAUAUCAGCUGUUUUUCCUGCUAGAGCUGGUCAAAAAAUAUUUUGUUCACACUUUUUUUCAGUGGAAAAUGCCUUUUGGCUAAAACAAAUGCCUCUUCACAAUAAAUACAUAAAAAUAGUUUUGGUUCAAAUCUUUAGUUUUCUGACAAACAAAUUAGAAAUUAAACAUUGCAUUUUUACUUUCCUGCUUCUUUUUACAAUGGCAAAAAAGUAAGAGAAAAAGGCCCCCCACCCCCUGAAAUUUUUUUUGGAAAUUUUUGAAUUUUUCUGUCAGAAAUGCAAAAUUUUCAUUUCCUUCAAAUUGUUUCAUGGAAAAUACCUACCUCUUUUGACCAGCUCUCUGAUGAAAUAUAUCGAGUUGAAAAGUGUCAAAGGGGCAUUCCCCCCCCUUCUGUGUUCUAUACAGUUAAUCUCCAUUCUGUCACCUGAUUUAUUAUCCUUGCCCUCACUAUUACCAGUGACUCUUGUUCUUUGGCUGAGGAAGCCUGGCUAAGAUUUUCUGUGGAGCCUCUCAGCAAAGAGACGCACGGAAUGGCCUUCAAGUCAUUCUGGAAACAGUCACUAUCUUGCAGGAUGAGACACUACAUGCACUGCCUGCAUAGCAGUCACAGUCCAUGCUGGCUCAGUGCAAGAUUUUGGCCCUGGGAAUCUCUAGGCCUGUAAUGUAGGAUACUGAAACUGGGGCAUCCAGAGUAUUCUUUACUAGAGGAGUAUAAUGGAUUAGAAUGUUGGAUUACUCAUUAAUGUAUCAGUAUCAGUCCCUCUGAAUUUGAUUGUGGCCCAGAUUGUGCCCCCUCCCUCCCGGUCCAUACAUGGAAGAAUCUUCCAUACGUCAGUCUCCCCUUUUCUUUACAGAAAGGAGGCUCACACAGGUGCCUCUCUUGCUCCACGCAUCCCUUCCCUGGCUGCUGUAGAAGGAUCUUUAUGCUGCAUGGGCUCUGCACAGGAGGAGGGGGUGGAAUUGUGUGGCAUUUACUUCCCCAGCUCUUACCAUGGAAAGAAACCAUCUGAGCCUCUGAUCUCAUACCAUUUAAUGUGAGUUAACUCCAUUGACUUCUCUGGAGUCACUCCUGAUUUAUACCGUCUAAGUAAAAUCUGAAUCUUUAUUUUGUUAAAAGUCAGAGCAUUUCCCCUCCUCAAUUUUGUUUUUAAUAAUAUCGCCGUCCAACUGUUAAUUAUUAUUUUAAGUUUGUUUUUAUAAAACCCUCUGGGGAUGAUGAAUACAUAUUUUUAGCCCCUUUUUCCAUUUGGCAAAUGGUGAUUUGCUUCUUAUGUUUUGCUCGUUUUUUGUUUAACAGCGAUUGCAACUUCAUAUUGUAUAGAACCUUGUCAGGCUGAAGUGGAUUUGUUUAUAACCAUUAGCACCAUCAGCAACAUCAGCAACAUCAGCAGAGCUCACUGCUUCUGACUACUCAAUAGAGGAAUCAGACACUGUUGGUUUUAGAAGUCCUACAAAAAUCUCAUGGAUGUUGUGCUAGAUUUAAAAACAAAUCAAAUGAUAUUUAAAAACUGGAGGACUGUCCCCAUCCAAUUAUAACACUGUAGAUCAUGCAUUUUGAUCUUUAAAACCUUGACAGUGUCCCUUUGAAUCCAUUUUCUCUUUGAAAAAUAUUGCUUGAAAUAUUUUUUAGCAACAGUCCAGACACAAAUUUCCUUUUGUCAGUGGGGUCUGCUCAAGUAAUCAUGACAGUUUCCUGAUAUUUCCAUUGAAAGGAUUUUAUCUGUCAAGUAAUAAACCUUACAAAAUGUUGCCUGGGAGGAAAACGUGUUAUGUGGAAAGAUCUAUGCAGGGGUGCACAGCAAGUGAAAUUCUGUGGAAAGGGGUGGACUAAAGUGGAUCUUGACCUUAGAUGUUGAAAUAAUAAUAAUCGGAGUCCUUUGAUUUUUGACACUAGGGCUACUCUCAAUGUAAGAAGAAAAAUAGUUGUACAUCCGUGCGACACUAUGGAUUUGGCAUGAGUACCCCAUGGAUAUGUUAUAUAUUCAGCAAAUUAUGCUCAUUAAAUGCAAAAUUAUGUUGCAUACCCCAGUGUUUGGGAGGUGGAAACAGAUGUACAUAAUACAUAAUACAGCAGUGUACAUCUGUGCAUAAUACAUAAUGUAUUACAUUGUAAUACAGCAAUUACAUUGUAAUUACAUUGUACAUUGUACAAUUACAUUGUAAUACAGCAAUGUACAGAUGUAUGUAAUACAUAAUACAGCAAUGAGUCACACAUAUGUAUAUUGGUGACUGCAGUUAAGAGGAAUGUCAAGGUAGCUCUAUAAUAGACAAAGUUGACUAUGUAGACCUUUGAAGGGCCCACUUACAGUAUGUAUAGUGUCCAGUAGCUUUGUAGUGCCAUAAACUGCAGGUAUUCUUUAGAGCUAAAUAAACAAAGAAGAUAUUUAUUUUGAUAGGUGUUAACUAUUAUGUGAAGAGGUUAUUGGGCUGUCCUUCCACAAAGAUCUUUGUUUGUUCUGGAGAAUUGUCGGUGUGUUUAUUAAAGGAUAUUAGACCUGGUAGGAGACUUUUGGAAAUGGUUUUGGUAUAGACAGCCUCACAAGGAGUUUAGUUUUAGACUUAUCAGUGAGCCUGGUGCUGUAAGAUACUGUGUGCCUUCAAUUCCAGGUACAGAUGGGGUUGUCAAUGAGAGCAGUGGCUGGACUCACUGAUCCAGGGGGUCCCUUCCAGUCCUAUAUGUCCUGAGUUCCUAUCCUCCUAUGUUCCAGAUGAAAUCAGUAGGAUCUGAAGGCACCCUCUAUACCUCACAGGAUCAGGCCCAUGUGUGGGUGGGAUGGGAGAACUGCUCAUUCUGGUCUUCAUUUCUUUGCCUUAGCGGAGAGACACGUGCAAAACUAAUCAGCUCUGACUCGGCAGUUUUGAGGACUCCUUACUUUGAUGAUCAUCGUGGAGGGCCUCUCUUAAUUCCUUUUCUGUAGUCAGUAACAUAAAGUGCUUCUUAUUUGCAUAGAUUUUGAAGUUCCAUGAUUCAGUACUGGGAAAAGAAAUGAAGCAUGUGUGAACACCACAGGAAUCUUAUUGCAGAAGAAUGUUUUAUGUGAUAUCUAUAGUUCUGCACCUCUAGGGCCAAAUCCUGUUUAGCCUGCUUAUAAUUUAGUCUAUCCUGCAUAACACAGGCCAUAGAAUUUCACCCAAUAAUUCCCAUGUCAAGCCCAACAAUGUGUGGUUGAACUAGAGCAUAUGUUUUAGAAAGACAUUGAAUUUUCACUUAGAGGUAAAUGCUAGCCCCCACGGAAGUAAAUAGCAAAACUCCCUUAGCUUCACUGAGGUCAGGAUUUCACCCAAAGCUUCCAAGUGAUGGAGAAUCUGUCCUAUCCCUUGUUACAGUAUUCCAAUGGCUAAUAACUCUCAAGGUUAACAAUUUGCCUCCACUGGACUACUCACUGGAGUGCGACAAACAGGGUUUAGCCCUUAUUUUUUCAGCUUCACUGAUUGUAACGGUAUUCUUACAGAGCAGUGUGUUUGCGUGUGUGUUCCUCCACCUCGCAUUAUAAUUUGUUAUUCUGACUAAUCUUUCCUAGAAUGUACAGGUUGUUGUUUUCAGGAUACUUGAGAAUUGCGGGACCCAAAGUUUUUAUAAUUAUAGUAUAUAAUCCAACCAUGUUACAGACAGAAUAGAGCAGUAGUUCUCAGCCAGGAGUUCGGGGCCCCCUAGGGUAUCUCGAGCAGGUUUCAGGAGCCCAGGGCCCAAGCAGGGCCAGCAUUAGACUCACUGGGGGCCAGAGCAGAAAGCCGAAGCCCCACCACAUGGGGCUGAAGCCCAGGUCCCUGAGCCC
Messenger RNA from Chelonia mydas (Green sea turtle), 9186 nucleotides. It is a transcript of the gene FAXC, whose product is annotated as failed axon connections homolog, metaxin like GST domain containing. Gene Ontology annotation, cellular component: cytoplasm. Bases 385 to 1605 code for a protein of 406 amino acids. The record is from RefSeq and is a predicted model, not a curated record. The transcript has 6 exons. Lineage: Eukaryota; Metazoa; Chordata; Testudines; Cheloniidae.